UAAAGGGAGUAAGACGCAGCUGUCUGGAGGAUGAGCGUUUUUUUAAUGUUUAAUUUAACAACAGAAUCCUAAGAUAUAUAUUUUUUAGACCUUAAGUAGAAAACAAGAAAUGGCUUUAGAUCCUGGAUUAUUUUUUCCUGGAGAUGAAAGGAUGAAGGUCUGGGCCACUGUCUUUGUCCUGUGUGCAGUCUGGCCCAGUGCUUUGUCUGUGACGCGCUACUCCAUAGCCGAGGAGAUGGAGAGGGGCUCUGUUGUGGCCAAUCUCGCUGCGGAUUUGGGACUUGAGCCCGGAGGUUUGGCCCAACGAGAGGUAAAACUUGAUAUUUUCACCAACAAGAAAUAUCUAGAUUUUAACAAAAAGACAGGGGAGCUGUACAUCGUGGAAAAGAUGGACAGGGAAUAUCUUUGUCCGGCGAAGCCCACGUCCUGUUUUCUAAAGCUUGACGUGAUCAUAGAGAGUCCCUUACGCAUCUUUAACAUAGAGCUCGGAAUAACGGACAUAAACGACAACGCUCCGCAUUUUCGACGGGACAGAGUAGAGCUCGACGUGUCGGAGUCGGCCACGCCGGGAGAGCGGUUCUCUCUGCCUAAUGCUGUGGAUCCAGAUGUGGGCGUUAAUACAAUAAAAACAUACAAGCUCAGUGUCAGUGAACAAUUCACCAUCGAAAUUCAGACGGGCAGUGACGGAACUCAGUACGUGGAUUUGGUGUUGACCAAGUCUUUAGACAGAGAGGAGAAAGCUGUUCAUAAUCUAAUAUUGACUGCUGUGGACGGCGGAGUCCCUGUGCGCUCUGGCACUGCCAACAUCAUCGUUAGAGUGCAGGACACAAACGACAACCCUCCUCGGUUUGACAAGCAGACUUACACCGUUAACAUGACGGAAAACUCUCCGAUCGGAACCUUGGCGAUGAAGCUUGACGCCACAGAUCUGGACGAGGGUAAUUCGGAGAUUGUGUACUCGUUCACCCUUUACACGUCAGAGAAGACACAAGAUGUCUUUGCUCUAAAUCCGAACACGGGGGAAAUAACAGUGAAGGGCACUAUUGACUAUGAAGAUAUGAAAUUCUAUGAGAUGCACAUUGAGGCCAGGGACAAAGGGAUUCAUCCGUUAUUGGGACAGUGUAAAGUGGUCGUCCACGUGACUGAUAUGAAUGACAAUUAUCCAGACAUCACCAUACAGUCUGUUAAAAACACAGUGAAUGAGAACAUCCCAGUAGGAAGUGUCAUAGCUCUAGUAGGCAUAAGUGACAGAGACAGUGGCGAUAAUGGAAAAGUGAGCUUAUCAAUACAUCAGCCGAUGCCCUUUAUUCUAAACAGUUCAUCAGAAAGACCCAUGCAUUAUAAUCUCAUAGUGUCUGAGCCUUUAGAUCGUGAAAUUGUUCCAGAAUAUGACAUCAUACUGGUUGUGACUGAUGCAGGGACUCCGCCUUUAUCUGAUAAUGAGACAAUAACUGUGCAUCUGCUUGAUAUCAAUGACAACGCACCACAGUUCCCUCAGUCGUUUAAUACGAUACGUGUGAUGGAGAAUAACGCACCUGGGGCCUUGCUCAGUUCACUCACUGCCUUUGACCCUGACCUCCAUGAAAACCAGUAUCUGGUUUAUUUCAUCCUAGAGAAGGAGAUAGCCAACACCUCCAUGUCCAUGCUGUUCUCCAUCAACCCAGAGAACGGUAAUCUUUACGCACUGGAAAAACUUUGAUCAGAGAUCGAGAAGGAGUUUCUUUUCCACAUCGAGGCCAGAGACUCUGGUUCUCCUCCACUCAGCAGUAACGCCACUGGGUCCAUAUUGUUUGACCAGAAUGACAACGUCUGCUAUCGGGUGGUUCCGUGCGCGCACGGCUCGGUGGUGGAGGAGAAGAUCCCCAGAUCCACAGAUAAAGGUCUGGUUGCCAAGGUGAUCGCUUUAGACACAGACUCGGUGCACAACUCUCGGAUUACCUACCAGGUUUCUACAGUGACUGACGCCACCUUGUUCAGUCUGGACCAAUACAACGGGAUCCGGACUAUGAGGAUGUUCCAGCAGAGAUCCACGCAACAGAGACUGACGGUUGUUGCUAAGGACAACGGGGAGCUCGCUCAUAAGCAGUUACUCACGCUGUCCACAGUGGAGACUGCCUAAGGCCUACUCAUGACUGAGGUGCCUCUAGAGUACGACAUCUUCUCAGACCUAAACCUGUAUUUGGUGAUCGGUCUGGCUCCGUGUCGUUUUCUCCUGCUCAUCACCAUAUUGGCCACCAUCGUGCUCAAGUGUCAGAAACCCAAGCCCAGCAAAGGGCUCCUCCCCGCAGGAACAGUGAUCAGUGAGAGGAACUCCACCAUCGCAGAUUCCAUGGUCUCCAACGAUGCCUACUGGUACAGUCUGUUUCUGGCUGAGACCAGGAAAGGAAUGGUCAGACAGCCUGUGCCAAAGGUGGCUCCAGAUACAUCGCGGUCCAGUAUACCGAGAGGAACAGACCUCACAGACACCAGUGUGGCAGUAUCUACUCUGCAGGUAGGAAAUUAA
This is a messenger RNA of Hippoglossus stenolepis (Pacific halibut), 2503 nucleotides long. RefSeq names its product protocadherin alpha-C2. Gene Ontology annotation, biological process: homophilic cell-cell adhesion. Gene Ontology annotation, cellular component: plasma membrane. Lineage: Eukaryota; Metazoa; Chordata; Actinopteri; Pleuronectiformes; Pleuronectidae. The record is from RefSeq and is a predicted model, not a curated record. Gene Ontology annotation, molecular function: calcium ion binding.